This is a messenger RNA of Galeopterus variegatus (Sunda flying lemur), 3007 nucleotides long. It is a transcript of the gene PLSCR4, whose product is annotated as phospholipid scramblase 4. NCBI's taxonomy places the organism in Eukaryota, Metazoa, Chordata, Mammalia, Dermoptera, Cynocephalidae. Gene Ontology annotation, molecular function: phospholipid scramblase activity. Gene Ontology annotation, cellular component: plasma membrane. The record is from RefSeq and is a predicted model, not a curated record. The transcript is spliced from 10 exons. Gene Ontology annotation, biological process: plasma membrane phospholipid scrambling. The coding region runs from base 24 to 1016 and encodes 330 amino acids.
AGGAUUAAUUGGAACUCUUCAAAAUGUCGGGUGUAGUUCCGUCAGCCUCUGAGCAGCCUGCAGGUGAAACAGAAAAUCAGAUAAAAUCUCCAGAUCCCAGGCCUGAUGCCCCUCCUGACUACAGUACUCAUUUUGUAGUGGGGCCCCCUGGACCAGCUGUCCCUCCACCUGCAGGCUACCCAGGAGGUUUGCCUAUGGGAUACUACAGUCCACAGCAGCCCAGUACUUUCCCUUUGUACCAGCCAACUGGUGGUACCCAUCCUAUCCAAUAUCAGCCUGGCAAAUAUCCUGUGCCCUAUCAGUCUGCUCCAAUAACAUGGAUGCCAGGGUCAAUUCCUAUGCCAAACUGCCCUCCUGGUCUGGAAUGCUUAGCACAGCUGGAUAACAUACAUGUUCUUCAGCAUUUUUGUCCUCUGGAAAUGAUGACACAUUUUGAAACUAAUAAUAGAUAUGAUAUUAAAAACAACUCAGACCAGAUGGUUUACAUCGUAACUGAAGACACAGAUGACUUUACCAGGAAUGCUUAUCGGACACUAAGGCCCUUCGUCCUCCGGGUCACUGACUGUACAGGCCGAGAAAUCAUGACAAUGCAGAGACCUUUCAGAUGCACCUGCUGUUGUUUCUGUUGCCCCUCAGCCAGGCAAGAGCUGGAGGUGCAGUGUCCUCCUGGAGUCACCAUUGGCUUUGUUGCAGAACACUGGAACCUGUGCAGGGCAGUUUACAGCAUCCAAAACGAGAAGAAAGAGAAUGUGAUGCGAGUGCGUGGGCCAUGCUCAACCUAUGGCUGUGGUUCAGAUUCUGUUUUUGAGGUCAAAUCCCUUGAUGGUGUGUCCAGCAUCGGCAGCGUCAUCAGGAGGUGGAAUGGCAUGUUGUCAGCGAUGGCAGACGCUGACCAUUUUGACAUUCACUUCCCACUGGAUCUGGAUGUGAAGAUGAAAGCCAUGGUCUUUGGAGCCUGCUUCCUCAUCGACUUCAUGUAUUUUGAAAGAUCUCCACCACAACGUUCAUCAAGAUAGAAGGAUACAACAAAUCAUCAAUUACGGUUAAUCAAAAAAUUGGAAAACUUGGAUUAGGUUUAGAGUCAACCCUCAAUUGUUUGCAAGUAUAUUUUCUGCUUUGCAGAUUAUUUUUAUUGGGUGCUAGCUUUGACAGAUAGGCUGAGUGUGUGAGUACAAGAACACAGCCUAAAUGUGUGUUUCAAUUGAGUGUCUGUCCACUUAGUAGACAAGGAGUUCUUCCUGAAAAGCUGUUACUCAUUGACCAAGUAAACAUACACAAAAUAAGCUUGAAAACACUAUAAGCAUGAGAUAAGGGAAAAUGAGUCCUAGAGCUCUCACAUUAAUAGGUAGUGAAAUGGUGGGCUCUUUAGAGCAAUCUUUGCAGUGACACAGUAACAGGACUUCUACCUGUAACAGUCUCUUACCUCUCUCCAUCAACAGGUCCUCUUAGACAAACUUGAUUCCAGGUGAAAAGAUUGAUACUAUUUAAAAACAAAAAGGAAGGCCCACAGCAACAUUAUAUUUUAUUGUACAAGGAAAAUUUUUACUUGUGUACAGAUAUCAAAUCUAUUUUGCCAAGUUUAUAAAAGUUUCAAUGGGAAAUUUGAUUUUAUAACAAAAUAAAGCAUGUAUGUUUUUAAUUAUAAGGUUUAUAUUUUCCAUGCCUGUUUCCUCAUUCCCUGGCAUGGACAAUAAGGAGCUGCCUAUAUAUGAAGGCAGGAUCAGACUAUCAGGAAAGGAGCUGACUGAGGCCACAGCCAGUCACAAUCUUGAGCAAUUUAGAGAUAUCAGUAAGAAGAUUGCAUUUAAUACAUUUAUAUAUAAUACAUUUAUACAUUUAAUACAUAACCUCUCUUGGUCACAGAUGCCUUAUAUAUAAAAUAUGUUUGGCUGCAUCUCUAAGAUUGCGUAUUGAACCUUUGUGUCUUAUUUGAUGUGAUGCAGAAGAGAUCAUUGUUUUUUCUUUCAAGAAGAUCCAUGGUGAUUGCCGUGCUGUUCUAAUGGCAAGACACGGGGUUAUGUAUGUUUUAAAUUUUGAAAUGUGGCAUUUUCUGUAGCACUUUAUAAGAGCAAAAGCUGAAAAUUCUAACACUGUUUAAAACUGCUUUGCUGCUUUUUUUAUUUACAUGAUAGGCAAAUAUGUGUCUACACAAAGAAAAUAACAAAACACAGCAAAGAUGCUACUUCUCUGAUCUACAGCUUAUCAGUAAAGACUACGUAGGACCAGGUAAAGAGUAUCAAUUGUGCUUGUUUGUAUAACUAAUUAAAAGCACAGUGUAUAAGUGAAUACACUCUGAUUAACUUGCUCCCACUGCACUUUAGCUUCUAACCAGGACAUGGACUGUGUUCUUUCAACACAGCCUGUACGUCCAGUGGAAUGUAUUCUUCUUCUGCGCCUUAUUAAAGAAAGAAGGCCUCAGUGUCCUAGGUGGGGUUAUUCUGAGAUUUGGGCCUUAGCCCACAGUUCUUUUUGAAAUGAAAGAAAGGUGCCUCGUUUUUUAAUUAUAUUUAUCUUUUCAUGGUUAAAGUUGUUUUACUCAGUUUCUUGUAAUAUUCAUUUUUACAUGCUGCUACUAGCGUUUUUUUUUUUUAAAGUAAAGCUGCUGCAUUCUAAAAUAAUAACUGCCUUAUAUUUGAAAAUGCAAUUGCAAUCUUACACAGACAUAUGUAUUUUCUAUACUGAUGUCUGGCAUUUAAUAUAGAAAAUCAGAUAAGUAGUAUUCACAAAGUUUAUCUUUUUUUUAUUUUUACUUGCCUACAUCCCUGUAUUCCAAGACCUGCUGCAUAAUACUAAUAUAUGUAUAUAUAUUUAGCUUUGACUUGACAUUUUAAAUCUCCAUUUAAAAGUUUUUGUGAUAUUAACAUGCCUCUUACAGUUACUAUUUCUCUUUUCUUAAAAAAUGUCAUGUCAUAUUUUUAUACUACAAUUCAUAUUAUAAUUCCUAUAUUUCUUAAUGGUAUUUCAUUGUGUAAACUGAUCAGGUUGAUUAAAAAACAAACAGAAGCUA